This is a messenger RNA of Colletotrichum spaethianum, 1488 nucleotides long. RefSeq names its product protein IVY1. Gene Ontology annotation, molecular function: phospholipid binding. NCBI's taxonomy places the organism in Eukaryota, Fungi, Ascomycota, Sordariomycetes, Glomerellales, Glomerellaceae. Gene Ontology annotation, cellular component: fungal-type vacuole membrane. Bases 1 to 1488 code for a protein of 495 amino acids. Gene Ontology annotation, biological process: vacuole fusion, non-autophagic. The record is from RefSeq and is a predicted model, not a curated record. The transcript has a single exon.
AUGGAGACCGCAAUCACCCCCGGCGAUGACCGGCCUUCCACCCCGACGCCGUCCCAACUGCCCCCCGUCCCCUCGUCGCCCGUCUACUCGCUCGCCUCGACCGCGAACCCGCUCUCGUCCUACCACCUCCCACUGCCGCCGCCCCCGCGGCCCGUCCACGCCGUACUCACCAAGUCCGAUCUCGAGCUCUCCCAGACGGCCUACUCCGACCUCAUCCAGACCGCCAAGUCCUACCGCAUCGCCCUCGCCUCGCUCUCCACCGCCGCCUCCGCCUUCGGCUCCGCACUCGAGUCCUGCGCCCGGCUCAAAGAGGCCCGCGCCGAGUCCCUCUCGUCCGUGUCGCAGCCCGGCGCCGCGCUCUCCGCGAGCUUCACCGCCGGCUCCAAGGGGUCCUGUACCGCGGACCUACUCAUGUCGGCCUCGGGCGUGCACCACCUCGUCGCGAACCACCAGCAGAUCCUCUCCGAGACGGUAUACCGCGACUUCGAGGUGCCGCUGCUGCACGAGCUCGACAAGUGGCGGCAGCGCGUAGAGGACGAGGAGGAGGCCUACGUGCGCGAGGUCAAGGCGCGCAACUUGGAGAUCAGGAGGCUCGAGAAGGAGGGGCUGAAGCUCCACAAGCAGCGCCGGCGGGACGUGGGCAAGUUCAGGGCGCACCUGGUCGAGUUGACGACGAAGCUGGACGGUUUGACGUCGUUGCAUGGGGACCAUGCUAGGACCUUGUUGAGGGAGAGCCAGGAUACGAGCGGGCGGAUCUUGGAGGCGUCGUGCAGCCUUGUCCGUGCCGAGGUGGACAUCUUCGAGUCGCUGGCGAGGAAAGGUUGGAGCGGAGGGGGCCUGGACGAGUUGCUGGAAAAGGGCGCAGACCUGUUCGCAAGCGAUGAGGUCGGAGACCAUUCCGGGCUCGGGGCCGGCGCUGGGCCGGCUGAGACGGCGAAGCUCUUCAGUAUCCUGCCGCCCAAGAGCAUCCUCGCCGACGCGGCGUCGGAUGUGACGCGCCACGGAGGCCACACAAGAGGUGAUAGCCUGCUGAGCGACCCGGACCGCUACCAGAGCCUCGCCGCUGCCGCAGUGCCGGGGCUAGGGGACGACAACGACGCGGAUAGCAUCUUCUCCGAGACCAACUUCAACAGGCCCAGGGGCGUGAGGCCCUUCUCGCCCCAGCCCAUCAGGCGGCACGCUACCGACGUAACGUUUGACAGCCUGGGCGUGGGGCUGAGCGAGGAGUCGCGGGAGGAAGACAAGGUUGCCGAGGAAAGGCGGUACGACGUGCUCAAAGAGGAAGACGAGGCCGAGGCGUCCGAGCAACAACAGCUCUGGGCGGACGAGCAGACCGAUACAAGGAGCCCCGGCGACGAGGAGCACGGGGACGUGCCAGACAGCACCGAAGUUGUCGAGGAUGCCGAGGAAGAGACGGAUAUUGCAAACGGGUCCGCCGAAAGGGGACGGCCGGGGAGGCGGUGGAGUGUAAAUGAAGAGGACGCGUAG